Molecule: messenger RNA, 2424 nt
Organism: Ziziphus jujuba (common jujube)
Lineage: Eukaryota; Viridiplantae; Streptophyta; Magnoliopsida; Rosales; Rhamnaceae
Product: sulfite reductase 1 [ferredoxin], chloroplastic-like
Exons: 8
Coding region: 121-2190 (689 amino acids)
Biological process (GO): sulfate assimilation
Cellular component (GO): sulfite reductase complex (NADPH); chloroplast stroma
Molecular function (GO): heme binding; sulfite reductase (ferredoxin) activity; 4 iron, 4 sulfur cluster binding
Source: RefSeq, a predicted model, not a curated record
CUCACUGUACUGAGCUUCUUCUUAGGGUUUUCUUUUCAUUCUUUCAGUUUGUGAAGCUGAAAAAAUAAGUAAAAAAAAAAAAAAAAAAAAACGCUUGAAGAUACAAGGACUUAGAACGGAAUGAGGACGACGCCGUGCUUUGGAGCUUCAAACGCUGCGAUUUUCAAGGACACCAAGGUUCAGAUUGAAAGUUGUCAGGGGCUCAAAUCUUCCUACACUUUGGGUCUCGCAUCCAGAACUGUUCCUGCUUAUUGGGGUUCGAACUGUUCACGCAUAGGAGCUGUCUCCACGCCAGCAAAGCCUGAGACUGUUACUGAGAAUAAGCGUAGCAAGGUUGAAAUAUUCAAAGAACAAAGUAAUUACAUAAGGUACCCUCUUAAUGAGGAGAUACUGACAGACGCCCCUAAUAUAAAUGAGGCUGCCACGCAAUUGAUCAAGUUCCAUGGAAGCUAUCAACAGUAUAACCGAGAUGAACGUGGCUCAAGGUCUUAUUCAUUUAUGCUUCGUACAAAGAACCCUUGUGGAAAAGUACCAACCCAACUUUACUUGACGAUGGAUGACCUUGCUGAUCAAUUUGGAAUUGGGACACUUAGGUUGACAACCAGACAGACAUUUCAGCUCCAUGGUGUUCUGAAGAAGAAUCUGAAGACAGUAAUGAGCAGCAUUAUUAAAAGUAUGGGUUCAACACUUGGUGCCUGUGGUGAUCUCAAUAGGAAUGUCCUUGCUCCUCCUGCUCCUCUUGUGAGAAAAGACUACCUUUUUGCACAGCAAACUGCAGAGAACAUUGCCUCACUGCUGACUCCUCAGUCUGGUUUCUACUAUGAUGUUUGGGUGGAUGGAGAGAAAGUCUUGACAGCAGAAGAACCUCCUGAAGUGACUAAAGCCCGUAAUGAUAAUUCUCAUGGAACAAAUUUUCCUGAUUCACCUGAGCCCAUUUAUGGAACUCAGUUCUUGCCGAGGAAAUUCAAAAUUGCUGUUACUGUACCAACGGACAACUCAGUUGAUAUUCUCACAAAUGAUAUCGGUGUUGUUGUUGUUUCUGAUGAUGAUGGGGAGCCUCAAGGGUUCAACAUAUAUGUUGGUGGUGGUAUGGGAAGGACACAUCGGAUGGAGACCACUUUUCCUCGGCUGGCAGAACCAUUGGGUUAUGUGCCCAGAGAGGAAAUUUUAUAUGCAGUUAAGGCUAUUGUUGCUACACAACGGGAUUACGGUAGAAGAGAUGAUCGUAGGUAUAGUAGAAUGAAGUAUUUGAUCAGUUCUUGGGGGAUUGAGAAGUUUAGAAGUGUUGUUGAGCAAUACUGGGGAAGGAAAUUCCAGCCUUUCCAUGAGUUGCCAGAGUGGGAAUUUAAAAGUUACGUGGGAUGGCAUGAGCAGGGUGAUGGCAAUUUAUUUUGUGGGCUCCAUGUAGAUAAUGGUCGUAUAGGGGGGAAGAUGAAAAAGACAUUGAGGGAGGUCAUAGAAAAAUAUUAUCUGAGUGUGCGGCUCACACCUAAUCAAAAUAUCAUCUUGUGUGAUAUUCGCAAUUCAUGGAAGCGUCCCAUGACCACAGCUCUUGCGCAAGCUGGUUUACUGCCCCCUAGGUAUGUAGACCCCCUCAACUUAACUGCAAUGGCAUGCCCAGCAAUGCCUCUUUGCCCACUAGCAAUAACUGAAGCUGAACGAGGAGUACCUGACAUCCUUAAGCGGAUUCGAGCAGUAUUUGAGAAGGUUGGUCUGAAGUACAGUGAAUCUGUGGUUAUAAGGGUAACUGGCUGUCCAAAUGGUUGUGCCAGACCAUACAUGGCUGAACUAGGUCUGGUCGGUGAUGGUCCCAACAGUUAUCAGAUUUGGCUUGGAGGAAAACCUAAUCAAACCUCAUUAGCAAGACCCUUCAUGAACAAGGUUAAGAUUCAAGACCUUGAAAAAGUGUUGGAACCAUUAUUUUACCACUGGAAAUGCAAACGGCAAUCUAAAGAGCCAUUGGGGGACUUCACAACUCGCUUGGGAUUUGAGAAACUUCAAGAAUUGGUUGACAAAUGGAAGGGUCCAGCGGUGUCUGCAUCUCGCCAUAAUCUGAAGCUUUUUGCUGACAAGGAGACAUACGAGGCCAUGGAUUCAGUUGCAAAACUGCAGAACAAGACUGCAAAUCAAUUGGCCAUAGAAGUAAUACGCAAUUUCGUGGCUUCCCAGCAGAACGGUAGAAAUGAGUGAGUUUGCAUGGAAGGCACUAAUGAUCUUUCUUGCUUAGCGUAACGGUGUCAAUAAAUUAGGAAAAAUGCUUCCAAUUUUCCUUUCGGUAACAACCGGAAGGAAUGCAUACUGGAUUGUGCAUUAUUUUCUUUGAAUUUUUGUGUGUUUAGUUAUUAUUGGACAAGAGUUUUCAUAAAAUAUUCAAGUGUUCCUAUCGGUAACAACCGGAAGGAAUGCAUACUGGAUUGCGCAUUA